AAUAAAUUACGCUGUCAAAAAACUAGAAACAAGAACAAGUAUGGAAACUAUAACAUUCUAAAGAAUCAACGAUAAUGAUGCUACAACAUGUAAACAUAAUAUUGCUUUCAAAUCUCUUCUUCAAAAUACUACUCUAUUUUCGUUUUGCUUCUCUGCCGUAUAAACCUCUCUGUCUCUUGGACUUGUUUUGUUUUUGUAUCUUUUAGCGAUGGUUAUCCUCCACGAGAUAAGCAAUGAAGCCAAGACAACAACAGAGACUUCAGGCUCAAGUAACUCUGUCCUGGAACACAUGAAACCUACUAUCUCAACAACCACAAGAACUGCCUUGUCCAACACGGCGAAAACAAAAUACAAAGGUGUGGUUCAGCAGCAGAACGGUCAUUGGGGUGCUCAGAUAUACGCAGAACACCGAAGGAUCUGGCUCGGGACUUUUAAUUCCGCUGCUGAAGCCGCAGCUGCUUACGAUAGCGCAUCGAUCAAGCUCCGAGGCUUUGACGCUAACUCGCACCGGAACUUCCCUUGGUCUGAAAUCACGGUCCACGAACCGGACUUUCAAGUGCUCUACACAACGGAAGCUGUGUUGAACAUGAUCAGAGACGGUUCUUACCUACACAAGUUCAGAGAUCAUGUCAUGUCGAGAUCUCGGAUGGCCAACUUCAACACCAUGGGAUUCAAACAGAGUCAAGAAUCAAACAAGUGUUUCUCUUGCACACAACUUUUUCACAAGGAACUGACACCUAGCGACGUUGGGAAACUGAAUAGGCUUGUGAUACCAAAAAAGUAUGCAGUGAAGCAUUUACCAUUCAUAAGCGACGACCAAGAAGAGGGUGAAGCUGUGGACGAUGUUGAGGUUGUGUUUUAUGACAGUACGAUGAGACAGUGGAAGUUUAGGUAUUGUUACUGGAGAAGUAGCCAGAGCUUUGUCUUCACCAGAGGAUGGAAUGGUUUCGUCAAGGAGAAGAAUCUCAAGGAGAAAGAUGUUAUUGUAUUUUAUUCUUGUGAUGUUCCGAGUCAUGUCAAGAGAUUAGAAGGACAAAACAACAGCUUCUUGAUGAUUGAUGUUGAUCACAAGGGUUUCGUGGCUCCCAAGGAAGAAAACAAAAUGGUUCAUAGCGAAGAAAUGAAAACAGAAGACUUGUUUAACUCGAAGUUAGAAGAUGAAGAAACAAAACCAGAGGAGGAGAAGAAAGGAGGGUUUAUGCUGUUUGGUGUUAGGAUCCAAUAGCUACUUCCGUAUUAGGGGUUUAGUAACUUAGUUAUAGUUUGGUUUUGAUUUGUGCUACGUAGCUUCUUGAUUUACAACAGACUUGGUGUUUUGGUUUUGACAUCUAA
Molecule: messenger RNA, 1332 nt
Organism: Raphanus sativus (radish)
Lineage: Eukaryota; Viridiplantae; Streptophyta; Magnoliopsida; Brassicales; Brassicaceae
Product: AP2/ERF and B3 domain-containing transcription factor At1g51120-like
Exons: 1
Coding region: 209-1225 (338 amino acids)
Biological process (GO): regulation of DNA-templated transcription
Molecular function (GO): DNA-binding transcription factor activity; DNA binding
Source: RefSeq, a predicted model, not a curated record